This is a messenger RNA of Ixodes scapularis (black-legged tick), 1620 nucleotides long. RefSeq lists its product as uncharacterized. NCBI's taxonomy places the organism in Eukaryota, Metazoa, Arthropoda, Arachnida, Ixodida, Ixodidae. The record is from RefSeq and is a predicted model, not a curated record. The transcript is spliced from 2 exons. Bases 1 to 1620 code for a protein of 539 amino acids.
AUGGGCAAUGUUUUUAGACAUUAUAAAAUGCCAUUGCGUUUUUUCAUCACACUAACCGUGGAAAUGACUCGUCUCAGCGGUGACGACGAAUUCGAAUUCAGCGUGCACUACUUUCAUUGCUUAGUCCACACUGUCUGGGCCGAAGGUAGCAUUCACGAUGCUCUACAGACUGCAUGGGCCGAGAUCUCUGCUCGCCUCGAACAGUAUCAAGAACGAGGAUCUGGGCUUGUCGUCGUCGCCAUUCAGACCUGCACCAUCACCGUUGGACGUUUCAUUCCGCCCACGGUAGGUUGUGCGACCUUCGUGUUGCCCGGUGAACUCCCAAGCAGACAGUGCCUAGUGAAUGUGAACGAGCAACUGAACGAGUCGGAGAAAAACAUGUGCUUUGUGCUUUCUGUGCUCGCCGGUCUCCAUCCCGCACCCGCUAAUCGAUCGAGAGCUUCUUGCUAUCGAGAACAUUUCACCAAGUAUUGGUUCCCCACCACGUAUCCAGUGAUAUUUCCGCAAGACGUGCAGGCUUUCGAGAGGAAAAACUCCGUGUCCGUGAUUGUGUACGGUUACGAUCGAGAACAAAGGUACGUCUACCCGCUCAAAGUCAACGAUAGCGAGCGGGAGAAGCACGUGGAUUUGCUCCUAAUAGACGAUCACUUUGCUCUAAUCACCAACUUUGCCGGACUUUUCGCGAACAGGCGCACUCACCAUUUUCGCUAUAAAAGGUGUAUGAUGGGCUUUCACUUUCGCACUGCGCUGGGAAGUCAUUUAUCGCUGUGUAAGGAGAAGAAGGCAGUCCGAACAGUGUGUCCUGCAAAGGGGGACGCGCUGUAUUUCCGGAGCCCACACACGAUGAAACCUUUCCCCUACUUUUGCGUCUACGAUUUCGAGGCCAUUCUGGAAGCGGAAAGCAUGGGUCAGGCUUACGAGAAGCACGUCCCCAGUUCGUUUUGCACACUCGUAAUCCGAUCCACGGACUCGCGCAUCGUCGAGCAGUUUUUGUACCGGGGCGAGGACUGCGUGGAAAAGUUCAUUUCCAUCCUUAAUCAAUUGUCCAAGCUCAUUGGCGAAUGGAUUCGAAGCGAGGAAGUGCCACUGGUGAGCGUGAACGAAGAGGCUCACGCGUCGGCCUCUCACUGCGCGAUUUGUGGCGAAUCGUUUGGAAAUCGAAAGAGAAAAGUGAGAGAUCACGACCACUUCAGCGGAUCGUACAGGCAGGCGUUGUGUCAGGGAUGCAAUUUAAAUCUGAGAGUAAACAAGAAAGUCAUUCCAGUGCUCGCGCACAACCAUUCCUUGGACGCGCUGGUUCAGGACCUCCGUUCCAAGAGACUAGAAAACCUGUGCUGCCUAAAGCAGGCUUUUCCGCAGCACGUUGAGCUUCUGGCGCGGAAAGGCGUAUUUCCCUACGACUAUGUGACCAGUUUCGAGGCUUAUCGGAAGCCCGAGCUACCGCCCCGCGAGUCAUUUUACAACAAGCUUAACGACAGCCAAAUUUCGGAGGAGGACUACCGUCACGCCCAAACCGUCUUUCAAACAUUCAAUUUCAAAAGCCUAGGAGAAUACAGUGACUGCUACCUGAAACUCGACUGCCUACUUCUCGCCAACGUGUUCCAAAGUUUCAGGAAAUAG